This is a messenger RNA of Scatophagus argus, 2381 nucleotides long. RefSeq names its product mucolipin TRP cation channel 3b (gene mcoln3b). NCBI's taxonomy places the organism in Eukaryota, Metazoa, Chordata, Actinopteri, Scatophagidae. Gene Ontology annotation, molecular function: NAADP-sensitive calcium-release channel activity. The transcript has 13 exons. The record is from RefSeq and is a predicted model, not a curated record. Gene Ontology annotation, cellular component: plasma membrane; lysosomal membrane. Bases 250 to 1932 code for a protein of 560 amino acids.
GAUGACAUGACAUGACAGUAUCGUAACAAGUUACCUGAGACAUUCACGCGCAGUUUGAGUUCGCUCACAAGACAACACAUUCCGGAAGUUCAAUCGAGUCUAAUUACGAUACUUUGGCCACGACUCCUACAUUAAAACAUCAGUUUGAGUAAAUUAUGAAUUUUAAUUAAACCUAAAAGUUUGGACAUAACGCGUGUGGUACAGACGACAGGUGCCGAACACUAGAAGCUGAUUAACCUCGUAUAGGACAUGGAUUCGGAGGAGUCCAGUGACUUGCAUGAUGUGUACGAGACAAAUAACCCCCCUCCAUGGGCAGAUCAGGAGCAUCUGGACAGAGUAGACUGUCUCAGAAGGAAGAUCAAAUAUUACUUCAUGAACCCCUGUGAAAAGUACCAUGCUCGCGGCCGAAAACCGUGGAAACUCAUGCUACAGAUCAUCAAAAUUGCCAUUAUCACUAUCCAGCUAGUGUCUUUUGGACUCAGCAACCAGAUGGUUGUCACAUUUAAGGAGGAAAAUCUGUUGACAUUUAAGCACCUCUUCUUGAAAGAUUAUGUGGAUGGAGGCAUGGAUACAUAUGCUGUGUACAGACAGGCUGAUGUUUAUGAUCACAUCGGUUACAUUUUUGAGCAGUAUGAAAAUCUGUACAACAUCACAGUGGGCAAUCACGAAUAUGAGAAAAACGGCACUUCCUACACCCCGUUGUCACUGUGUCAGGAGUUCUACAGAAAUGGCACCAUCUUCCCUGGAAGUGAGACCUUUGAAAUUGAUGCCCAAGUGGACACUGUCUGCCUUGAGGUUUAUCCAACUAAACAGCCAUCAUCGCGGGAACUACUUUCCCAUUUUGAACUGUAUUUCAAAAGGAUGCUCUCUGUCAAGAUCACAUUUGUUCUCAAGGCCAUAAAUUUACAGACAGUGAGACAUCGAGAGCUGCCAGACUGCUACGACUUCAAUGUUAUUAUCACGUUCAACAACAAAGUUCACAGCGGCAGGAUAAAGGUUGAUCUGGAAAAUGAUGUAAACAUCAACGAAUGCAGAGACUGGAAAGUAACUGGAGCAUCUGCUAGAAACAUACACCUGACUGUGCUGUUCGACUGCCUCAUCAUUGUGACAUGCAUCAUCUCCUUCGCCCUCUGCACACGCUCAGUGGUCAAUGGGAUUCGGCUGCAGUUUGAGUACGUGCACUACUGCCGGAAUCACUGUUGUAAAGAAGUCCCUCAGUCAGACAAAUUGGAGUUUGUGAAUGGCUGGUAUCUCCUCAUAAUUGUUAGUGACACACUGACCAUCAUUGGCUCCAUUCUGAAGAUACAGAUCCAGACCAAGGUCCUCACAAGUUAUGACAUCUGCAGCAUCUUCCUCGGGACAGGCACCAUGUUUGUCUGGAUUGGGGUCAUUCGCUACAUGGGUUACUUUAGGAAGUAUAACAUCCUCAUCCUGACACUCAGGGCAGCUUUCCCAAAUGUUAUCCGUUUCAUCUGCUGUGCUGGAAUUAUCUACCUGAGUUACUGUUUUUGCGGUUGGAUCGUCCUCGGCCCGUAUCACGAAAAGUUUCGGACCUUGAACACGGUGUCGGAGUGUCUGUUCUCCCUGAUCAACGGAGAUGACAUGUUUCCCACCUUUAAGAACAUGAAGCAGAAGAGCAGCCUGGUGUGGAUAUUCAGCAGGGUCUACCUCUAUACCUUUGUGUCGCUCUUCAUCUACAUGAUCCUCAGCCUCUUCAUCACGCUCAUCACCGACACCUAUGACACCAUCAAGCAACAGCAGCAGAGUGGAACCCCGACAUCAGAGCUGCAAAAAUUCUUGUCGGUGUGUAAAGAUCUGCCAGACUCAGGGGUGUACAGACUGGAUGAGAACAACAGCUGCUUAUUCUGCCACUGCAUCUCCAGGCAAGUGCAGCUCACUCCAUUAACACCGCACCGAGUUUCAUCCUGCUGAGAGUCAACUGUCAUUAGUAUCUUGGCAUUUGCUUUUUGUGGGAUAACAUAAAAUAAUUUGGGUGGCCCCUGUUAGCACUAAUUAAACUGGGGAUGCAAGCGCAGUGUGUCAAAAUACCUUUUAACAGACACAACAUCUCAAAUAGAAUCUAAGCUGGGUAAUUUUCUCCUUGCACUACUGCAAGGCAACAAGAGAGGCUGACUUCAGAGGCAUAGCAGGCCUUUAAUGUGGAGAAUCACUGAAUGCUGUACUAUAUAAACUACUACUAAACUACUACCAACAUUUAAUGCGCACUUUAUAAUACUGUACUCAGUGGGAGGGUAUUGAAAAUCUUUUAACAUUAAGCCUAAAGAGUUUUUCCAGUGCUGAAGAGACCAAACCCCAGUUAAAUGAAGGAACUGAGACAUGCACGUCUGGUCUCAGUAUGAUGCACUGAGGCAGAGAAAAUA